Metschnikowia bicuspidata var. bicuspidata NRRL YB-4993 is the source of this 1690-nucleotide messenger RNA. RefSeq names its product lactoylglutathione lyase (gene GLO1). Gene Ontology annotation, molecular function: lactoylglutathione lyase activity; metal ion binding. The record is from RefSeq and is a predicted model, not a curated record. The transcript has a single exon. Bases 382 to 1362 code for a protein of 326 amino acids. NCBI's taxonomy places the organism in Eukaryota, Fungi, Ascomycota, Pichiomycetes, Serinales, Metschnikowiaceae.
UUUAGUAUGGAAGCCUUCUGUUUAGCUGAGUUGCCACGGGCACUUAAAAACAAUGCUAUGUAGAUACUCUCUAUUACAUAUUUCGGUCUGGAUGUAUAGAUACUACUGGCCCAAAGGCUCUCCCCUAAGCUAGUGCCAGCGUCCCCGAGCCCGGACAUGCAUGAAAUAAACAAAAAAAAUCACUGCCCAUUUUGCAAACACACGUCCCGCCAAGCGGCCACCUCCUGUUUAUCCUCGGACCGGACGGCGUCUCCUGGAAACCUGCAGAAUACCAGCGAGCCCAGGAAGAAUCACUCUGCAUAUAUAAUGGCCGGUCGGCACGCCAUGUUUCGAAGAGCCCAGCUCAUCGCCAGACAUUUCCAUCAAGGCACCCCACACAAAAUGGCUGCUUCCGACAAGUCUUUGCUCAUGAACCACACGUGCCUCCGGGUCAAAGACCCCAAGGUCAGCGUGCCCUUUUACGAGAAGCACUUUGGAAUGACGCUCAUCAACCACUUCAUCAUGGACGGCUUCACGUUGUACAUGAUGGGCUACAAAAGCGCCACGCCCAAAAACUGGUCCGCCCGGCCCGGCGUGUUGGAGUUGUGCCACAACCACGGCGCCGAAAACGACGCCACCUACAAAUUGAACAACGGCAAUGGCGACAAAUUUAGAGGCUUCGGCCACACCUGUAUCACCGUGGACAACAUCGAGGCCUGCGAGAAGCAAUUGCUUGCCGACGGCGUGCAGUUCAAGAAGAAGUUGAGCGACGGGAGACAGCAGAACAUUGCUUUUGUCUUGGACCCCGAUGGAUACUGGAUCGAGUUGGUGGAACAUAAAAACAACCACCAGGCCGGGGCCACCGACAAGGCCACGUACCGCUUCAACCACACCAUGGUCCGUGUCAAGGACCCCGAAAAAUCCUUGCACUUCUACCGCGAGGUGUUGGGCAUGAAGUUGUUCUCGAGAAAGGACUUCGAAUCCGCCCAGUUCUCGUUGUACUUUUUGGGCUACGACCACGACCCCUCGUUCAAGGAGGGCGAGCUUGGGUACCUCGACCAGUUGGGCCGCGAGGGUGUGGUUGAACUCACGCACAACUGGGGCACCGAAAACGACGAUGCUUUCGAGGGCUACCACAACGGCAACUCCACCGAAAACGGCGCGCUCCAAGGCUACGGGCACAUCUGCGUGUCGAGUGCCACACCCGGCCAAUUCUGCAAGGACAUCGAGAACAAAUUCGGCGACUCGCUCAACUGGUCCGUCAAGUGGAACCAGGGCAAGAUGAAGGACUUGGCCUUCAUCCGCGAUCCCGAUGGAUACUCCAUUGAGAUCAUCGGCCACGACAUCUUCCAUGACUGGGUCGACGGCAGACCUCCCCAGUAGACGCGCUGCUUUCUGUGCCGUAUUUUCGCUGGAUAGGAAGUAAAUUUGCACCUUGAAAGAUAUUAACGCGACUAAUAGAUUGGACCUGCGCCUCCAGACUGGUGGAGACUACUGUGCAUUGGCCCUUGCUGCGUCUUCUGCCGAUUUUCUCUGUUAGCCUUGGCUCAUUUUAGUACUCUAGCGUUUUUGUUAUAUAGAAAUACUUCCAAAAGCCUUGGAGAAGACUUGCGCAACUUUGGUGCCGACAACACUGGGCCACUACGCACCAUAUUACUGUGGCGCGUGGAUUCCCAAGCCACUCCCCGGUGUUUAUUUAUUUCCUUAAUUC